This is a messenger RNA of Capsicum annuum, 1401 nucleotides long. Its product is annotated as aluminum-activated malate transporter 2-like. The transcript is spliced from 6 exons. Gene Ontology annotation, biological process: malate transport. The record is from RefSeq and is a predicted model, not a curated record. The coding region runs from base 1 to 1401 and encodes 466 amino acids. Gene Ontology annotation, cellular component: plant-type vacuole membrane. NCBI's taxonomy places the organism in Eukaryota, Viridiplantae, Streptophyta, Magnoliopsida, Solanales, Solanaceae.
AUGACUGUUGUUGAAAAUCAAGAAGUUGCUGAGUGUGGAUGUUUCCUUAAUGCAUGGCUUUGGUUCAACAAAUUUGUAAAGAAGUUAAUGUUUAAGGUUGUUGAUAAUGCAAAAAGUGCAAAGAAAUUAGGAAAAGAAGAUCCUCGAAGAAUUGUUCAUUCUCUCAAAGUAGGAUUUACCAUAACUCUAGUCUCACUCUUCUACUAUUUCGAACCUAAAUUUCACUACGAAGGUUUUGGUGUUUCUGCAAUGUGGGCUGUUCUCACUGUCGUCCUCGUCUUCGAAUUUACUGUUGGAGCAACACUUGGAAGAGCUAUAAAUAGAGGGGUUGCAACAUUUUUAGGUGCUUCACUAGCUGGUGGAGUUCAUCGUUUAGCUUGUUUCUCUAGCUCAAAGACAUUGGAACCUAUUUUACUUGGGAUUUUUCUCUUCUCGAUUGCUGCAAUUGUGUCAUAUUUGAGAUUUCUGCCAAAAUUGAAGGCAAGAUAUGACUAUGGUGUCCUUAUUUUUAUUUUGACAUUCUCAUUGGUGUCUGUUUCGGGGUAUCACGAUAAACAAGUGUUGGAAAUUGCGCAUACGAGGUUGUCCACAAUUCUUAUAGGAUGUGCUUCUGCUUUAGUUGUUUGCAUUUUCAUAUGUCCUGUUUGGGCUGGUGAAGAACUUCACAACAAAAUUUCCUCCAAUCUUGAAAAACUUGGAUCUUUUCUUGAAGUGUUUGGGACUGAAUACUUGAACACCGCACAUGGGGCAGACAGUGAACAAAAGGGAUCGGAUCUGCAGGGAUAUAAAAGUGUGCUUAAUUCAAAAAGCUCUGAAGAAGUACUGGCUAAUUUUGCAAAAUGGGAGCCUAGGCAUGGAAAAUUUAGGUAUCGCCAUCCUUGGGCUCAAUAUUUGGAAAUUGGUGGCACUGCUAGAGAUUGUGCUUACCGAAUUCACGCCCUAAAUGCCUAUCUUAACUAUGAAACUCAGAUUGAACAGGAAAUUAGAACUAGAAUUCAAGAACCAUGCAUGAAGGUGAGUACAGAAUGUGGUCAUGUUUUGAAAGCAUUAUCAUUGGCUAUGAAGACAAUGACAUAUCCACUCACCAUUAUGGUCCACAUUGACAAUGCAAAACUUGCUGCUGAAAAUCUCAAAACCUUGCUCCACACAAAUAGUUCAUGGGAAGAUAUAAAUUUUUCUGAUGUCAUUCCACUUGCCACAGUAGCUUCAUUACUCAUAGACAUAGUUUCUUAUACAAUAAAGAUGGUGGAAUCAUUUGAUCAACUUGCUACCUUAGCAAGAUUCAAGAAGACUAAUCGAUUUGCCCCAGUAAGAAUACGAACUGGUAGUUGGAAAAGGAAAAGAGUAAUGCCAGAGCCAAGUACAGAAAAUGUACAUCAUCACACUAUUGCAGCGGAGUGA